CCUCGGGCCGCCACCCCGCUCGCUCGCUCCUUUUCGGGUGGCUGGGGCCCCCCCGGCGGAAGGGCAGAGGCGGGGGCAGGGCCUGCGCCCACCCGGCUCCGCGUUCCCCUUCCCCCGCUCUCGACUCGUCCCGUCCCGCCCGGCUCCCCCCGGCCUUCACCCCGACCCUCCUUCUCCUCCCUCCCCCCUCCGGCCCAGCCGCUCGCUAAUUGAAGAGCCGGGAUUCCUCACCGAGAGGCGGUGCCUGCGCGCACGUAGUGUGACAUUUCCAUAGUCCGCCCGCUGCUGCCGGAGGGGCUCGGGGGCAAAGACAAAAACCGAGGGCUGCAGCCGCCGCCGGGAAGAUGAACAAGCUCUACAUCGGCAACCUCGGCGAGAACGUCAGCCCGCUCGACCUGGAAAGUCUCUUUAAGGACUCCAAGAUCCCCUUCUCGGGCCAGUUCCUGGUGAAGACGGGCUACGCCUUCGUGGACUGCCCCGACGAGAGCUGGGCCAUGAAGGCCAUCGAGGCGCUUUCAGGUAAAGUGGAGCUGCAUGGGAAACUCAUAGAAGUUGAGCAUUCAGUCCCUAAAAGACAAAGGAGUCGGAAACUUCAGAUCAGAAACAUCCCACCUCACUUGCAAUGGGAGGUAUUGGACAGUUUGUUAGCUCAGUAUGGAACAGUGGAGAACUGUGAGCAAGUGAACACUGACACAGAGACUGCAGUUGUAAAUGUAACAUAUGGCAAUAAGGACCAGGCUAGACAAGCAAUAGAAAAACUGAAUGGGUUUCAGCUUGAAAACUAUUCCUUGAAAGUUGCGUAUAUCCCCGAUGAAAUGGCAGCACAGCAACCUCCGCAGCAACAUCCCCAGGGACGACGUGGAUUUGGACAGAGGGGCCCUCCAAGGCAGGGCUCACCCAGCGCAACCACACGGCAGAAACCACAGUCAGACGUUCCUCUACGGAUGCUGGUUCCCACACAGUUCGUUGGAGCCAUUAUUGGGAAAGAAGGAGCAACCAUCAGAAAUAUUACAAAGCAGACUCAGUCCAAAAUUGAUAUUCAUCGUAAAGAGAACGCAGGUGCUGCUGAGAAACCAAUUACCAUUCACUCGACUCCUGAAGGCUGCUCAACAGCUUGUAAAAUUAUUAUGGAGAUCAUGCAGAAAGAAGCUCAAGAUACUAAAUUUACAGAAGAAAUUCCCCUGAAGAUACUGGCACAUAACAACUUUGUUGGUCGACUUAUUGGCAAAGAAGGAAGAAACCUGAAGAAAAUUGAGCAGGACACAGAUACUAAAAUCACGAUAUCUCCAUUGCAGGACUUGACACUCUAUAAUCCGGAAAGGACCAUUACAGUUAAAGGCAGUAUUGAAACUUGUGCCAAGGCCGAGGAAGAAAUUAUGAAGAAAAUCAGGGAAUCCUAUGAAAAUGAUAUUGCUGCUAUGAACCUUCAAGCACAUUUAAUUCCUGGAUUAAAUCUGAAUGCCUUGGGUCUGUUCCCACCUUCUUCUUCAGGAAUACCACCUCCUGCAGUGAGUGUUGCCUCUGCUGCUGCUGCUGCUUCAUAUCCGCCAUUUGGGCAACAGCCUGAGUCUGAGACUGUUCAUCUGUUCAUCCCAGCCUUGGCAGUUGGAGCUAUUAUUGGCAAGCAGGGACAGCACAUCAAACAACUUUCUCGCUUUGCAGGCGCAUCUAUUAAGAUUGCUCCUGCUGAAGGACCAGAUGCCAAGCUGAGAAUGGUUAUCAUCACUGGACCUCCAGAAGCUCAGUUUAAGGCUCAAGGGAGAAUCUAUGGAAAACUUAAAGAAGAAAAUUUCUUUGGACCUAAAGAAGAAGUGAAACUUGAGGCUCAUAUAAAAGUGCCAUCCUAUGCUGCUGGUAGAGUUAUUGGUAAAGGAGGCAAAACAGUAAAUGAGCUUCAAAACUUGACAAGUGCAGAAGUUGUAGUCCCUCGUGACCAGACACCUGAUGAGAAUGACCAGGUGGUUGUGAAAAUAACUGGUCACUUCUAUGCAUGCCAGCUUGCUCAGAGAAAAAUUCAGGAAAUACUGGCUCAGGUAAGAAGGCAGCAGCAACAGCAAAAAACAUUGCAAAGUGGACAGCCUCAGCCAAGACGAAAAUAAAGGUUUAGGAAAUGGCCCAUCAGAGACAGAUGCCAGACCAAAGACAGACUGUGCAACAGAGAGACGGGUGGUGAGCACCUGUUGAAGUUAUAUGCAGAAGAUCCACCAAGCCAAUCACCUGUUCGAGGACCAGGCAACCGCUGAACGCUGUCUCUGAGAAUGUAUUCUUUAGGCUCUCUCAAACUUUUGAAACCCAGCUUUAAAAUAAGGACCCCUUCACUUCCCUUUUGUUCUAUUCUCACAAUUUAACAUAAACUCGUUAGUCUUUUUUAUUGUUCUUAUUAUUCCCCAACAAUUUUAGAACUUGGUUUAAUGAAGCUUUCUCUUCUGAGUUCACUGGUUUAAAAACAAACAACAAAAAAAAAAAAAAGAAAAAAGAAAAAAGGAAAAAAAAGAAAAGGCAUUGCUCUUAUAGGUCCAGCUGUAAAAGAAGAAACACAUUUGGAGGGUGGGAUCGUGGGUGGGCUAGGGUUAGAGCAAGGGUAUCGACAAGAGUUUAAGUGUUAGUCCCAAUGUUGAAACAAGUGGCAUUUUUUAAAAACAAUUUGGUUGCAUUUUUACAUAACACUGCCAUGAAUAACCUAAGGGAAGUGUUGAAUGGUGUUGGCCAGGGCAUAAAAAGAUAAAUAUGCAUUUUACUAAACUACCUCAGGCAUUUAGUACCUCAAUGAGAAAUUGUUCCUUUUUUGCUUUUUUUUUGGUAUUUUGUAUACUUUAUAAAGCUAAUAGUUCUUGAGCAUUUUAUUUUUUUAAAAAAAAUUAAAAUUUGAUCAGCCACCAGCCAGGAGUACUACGGACUUAUCGGGGAAAAAUAUAGUAGAGCACUUCUAGCUGCUGGCUGAUGGGAGUAAGGUGGGUAAAAAAAACACGGCCUCAGAUUUUCUGAGGGCUUCAACACCAUCAUUUGUUUAAAAAAAAAUUCAGUGAAUGUUCAAAAGAUAGCGAAUGAUGCCAACAUUCUGAUAGCAGCAAUGCCGUUUAGUUUUCUUUUAAGAUGGGAUGAAAAAGUUUGUGACGGUACUUUUUUGGGAACAGGACAAGGAAGUGAUGGCAAGAGGCUGGGGUUGGGGGAAAAAUUUAGAAGGCUGCAAGAGGCUGAAUUUUUUUUUUGUGCUACUUGAUUGAAUGCAUGAACCCUUUGUGCCUUUGACCAUCACUACCUAAUAAUGCUACAUUUAACCAUUUGCAGCCCAUUUGGACUUUGCCAUUUUGUUCAAAGAGCAAGCUUCAUCUUCAGUUUGAUAGAACACUCGAUCUGCUAGAGCGUAUUGGAGGCCGCGAGGGUCUCUGCUGUCUGCAGAUCAUAUCAUACUGCUUUCAGUUACCACGAUGGGGGAAGGUCAAACAGUGUUUGAUCACGUUGAAAGAUAACGAAGGCUAAGUUUACAUAUCCAGCCGCUGUUAUGGGCCACACUAAGCCACUUUGAAGGUUUUGAAAACUAUUACGAGAAAAAAGAAAACCAACAACCUCUCUAGCCUGGCUUAUAAUAGAUGCAGCAGGAUUUAUGCACGUUCUGCAACCAACCAUUAGAGAAAAAAAUGUCAAAAGGCAGGGAUAACAGGAAAGUUACCAAAUUUCUUAAUUUCAGAAUGUAAUUUGAAUGAUGAUUGUGGUAAUAGUGACACAUUCAAGUUUCUACAAUAAACUUCAGUCUACCUCAGUUUAAAAAAAAAAAAUGUGGCAACACAUGGUGCAUAAAGACUGCUGUGUGUGUGUGUGAGCGCGUGCGCGCCUGUAUGUGUGUGGUCGACAGAGCCAUGCUAUUACCUCUGAACCUUUUUUUGUGAUGUUUUUUGUGCAUGAGAUGAUCAGAAUCACCAUGCUGCACUGAUUUGAGGGGCACAACGAGCAAAAACAUUUGUUUCAUCAUUUUGUUAUCUACCUCUUAGGUUCAUGUUGAAAUAGAGGCAUUACUACAUAGACUAGAUAAUUUUCCCAAAGAUCAUUGUUGUACAGAUUAGAUAAUUUUGAAAAUGGUCUGAAGUGUUUUUCCUGCAUCUCUUCUUUACUAAUUGGUUUAAAAACCACAAACUUAUGUUGUAGUUUUAGCAAAGAAAAAUGAGUUUCUUUUCCUUUUUUGACAGUGACCUUCAUUCUAGCCUUUAGGAUAAUUUUUUUUCUUACAAUGAAUUUAAAAUUACUGAAGUAUGAAAAGUCAUAGCAUUUUAAUUUUUGUCGAGGCUUAAGUCAGUCUGAUGUUCCUUUCUUAACAUUUGAGAAAGAUUUGACUUCAUUAUUUUCCAUAAAAAUUACUUUACAAAUAGGCGCUGCAUUUACAUCUACUGAUUUAAUUGCUGUCAUAUCUCUUAAAUUUCUAGACUUAGUAUGAUAAAUCAUGUUUUAUUUUCAAUUGAGACUUGGUAAUUUGGAGUAUUUGGGAAUAGCUAGGAAGUAAAUACUGUAAAUGAUUUCAAUAUCCACGAAGUAUGGAUCAUUUUUCAUCUGUAAUGUGCCCCCCAAUGCAGCUCCACUUGCCAGAUGCCUCUGAAUGGAAUAAAGAGUUUAACUCCUAUCAUCAGAUACAGUUGUGUGUUGUUUUUUUAAACUAAUGAGGCAUGAUGACUGACUGUUCUAAGUAUUUACCGUGCCGUGAUCGAGUUGUUUUCCUGUCCGUAGUAAUAACUGAAUAAGGAUGAACAGUCACCCGCAGGCAUUCCGUAGCUGCUAGGGCAUCCAGCAGCUAAGUUACGAUGUGCACACUUCCCAGUACAAGCAGUGACUUCUGUGACUUCCAGUUCAUCUUUUCCCUUUCAUACAACAACGCUGUGUGGUUUAGUGCAACCUUUAGUUCGCAGUUUGUCUUAUGCAGAUAACUUAGUCUGGUUUGCUCUGGAAGGAGUAUGUGCACAACAGUUGUGACCCAGUGCAAACCCAAAGGGAUCUCGAAGCAGGUUGCAAGUGAGAUCUCAACUGUAGUUAACUUUUUUUAGCUGCUUUUUACCUAGUCUUUACUUUCAUGCUUUGUGUGUGAUGCAGCUGUGCAGUGAGCAUGGCCCCAGAAGCCUGAAUCGCCUCAUUAGCGAGUAAGUGUGGCACCUUGUAUCUCACUUUGUUCCAUCCCUCCCCCUGUCCCAAAUGCACCCGUUGCCAGCAAGGCGGUGCCCUCAGUUAGAUCCCCAGCGAGGUGGUUUCUUCUCUCGAUUUAGAUCCCUUUGAGCAUUAUUUGAAAUGAGGUAUUUCAUUAUGACUGCUCCAAGGUGAGAGGGAGGUGUUGGGGAGCAAGGGAGAGAGUUCACGAAUAACAACUUUAAAAGAAAAGUGGAGUGGAAAACUAGGCUUGUUUUCCAAACUCUUGCAUCUUCCCACUUGCCCUCACGGCUCAUUUACUGAGACCAACCAGCAGAAAGAGAAAAGUGAAGAAAUGAUGCCUGUAGAAAGCACAGUGUAUGGUACUGCAUUUCACAGGGACCUUGAGCUCAUCUUUCCCAUGAGCUAACUUCUCAGACCUGGCAUCCCUGCCCUUUGAGCAACAUAAAUUAAGCCUCCCUCUGUAACGCUGGUGCAUUGGUCAUCGUUAAACCUCUGACUCGUUAAUCAUUUGCUUAAUCAUGAUGCUUUUAUUCGCUUCUAACCUUCCGAAGCUUUUAUCCUGGAGCUGCAAUUUCAAAAGCAUGCGCUCUUUCUGUUAGUUUCCAUCAAAUGGAGCAUGUUUGCUGUGCAGGAUAGCAGAGCCUCAACGUGGUACUUGGGCGUGGGGUUUGAAAAUGAACGUGAGAAAUCAAUGGAGUGAGCACUCAAGCUGGGUAAGCUGGGCUGUAACAGCUGCUAGCUCAAUUGAUGGAUGCGGACACUGCUUGAUGACUAAGUUACUCAAACGCAGUGCAGGAAAUUCUGUGACGUGGUGACAAAAGUUUCACAUUGUUGUUCAUCCCAUCGUCAAGGGAUCCCGUACAGAGCCAAGCCUGCACGGACCUCUGCAGAAGACUGAAUGCUGAAAUCUGUCUCACUGGACAAACUACACAGGGGCUUUCUUGUUUUACACAAGGAUCUCACAUUACCCAUGGAACUGAAACGUUCCCAAAUGUCCUUCCCAAAUGGAUUUAGUGUUGCACAGCAGUGACCAGCCAGAUUUUGUUAAUUCCAAGGACUCAAGAGUCGGGCCGAAGGCUCAGCGAGUCAGGUAGGGUGGCACGGAUUAUGACGGCUUGUGUUAAAUAAGGGGUGAAGAAGUGCUCUUCCGGAGCUGGAAGUUCUGAUUAAUAGCAAUCAGUGGAUUUUUCAGCUAACUCAUUUUCACAAUGUGCUUUGACAGUAAAUUGUUACACUUUUUUCAUGCAUUUUAGUGCUUUUUUUGUCUCAUACUUUUCUUACCAUCAUUCCUUUCCAAUGGUAAGAGUCCUAGACUUCACGUGACAGCAGUUCCUUAUCACUUACUGUUCUUUUCAAGGCUCUCAUUACUGUUCUUUGGUUACUAAAUGUAAGGUGUGCUGAGUGCAUAUAACAAGGUAAUGUGUGCUGAGUCUGCCUCCAUUCAUCUAGCAGUACGCAUCUUCCGCAAGGCUUUCAGGGAAUGCUCUGAAGUUACUCCUGCUCUCUCUCCUGGGAGGAAAUGCCUGAUUUAGAAGCCACCACAAUGUGUAAGAAAGCCAAGGUUAUCUUUCCUCCAGGUGGACUUCUUGCUGCUAAGUAUCAGGAAGCAUUCUGCAAAACUUUCUUUGCAGACAUGUUUACCACUAACACCAUCAAUUUUGUGGACAGAUCUAGUGUUACCUCUGUAAAUUAACUACAUUUAUUACUGUUCCUUGUUUAAUCUGCAGAACUAUCUGCUGCCUUCUAUCAAAGAGCAGGUGAGUCCACAGUAGUUCCUAAAAUAAGAGGGGAGACACAGCAGGAUAAAUGACCUGGUCUGAAAUGGGGCAGAAGAUAUUCUUUGCUUACAAACCAACCAAAAAAUUAGGCAUUACAGCAGCUGCUGUGUAGGGAGGAGAUGCUGUCUGGGCUUGAAUUAGGCUAUGGCUGGAAAUAUGACUACCCUCAACAACUACUGCUCUAGAUGUAAGGUGAGCUUUUCCAGAAGGAAGAGAUCCUAAUCUAACAAUGAAAGCCUUGUUCUGUACUGAGAAAACAAGCAUCUCCUACAUAAAGAUUUGUUAUCAUUUUGAAGCUCUUCUAACUGGAUUUUAGCAGUUGCUGACCAAGAACAGUGUCCAAUGACAUCUGAAAGUGCUGAACUGUCUGUCCAACAGCAAGUCAUGCUGAGUAAUGAAGGGCUUCCUCUAGGACUAUC
Molecule: messenger RNA, 7327 nt
Organism: Numida meleagris (helmeted guineafowl)
Lineage: Eukaryota; Metazoa; Chordata; Aves; Galliformes; Numididae
Gene: IGF2BP3
Product: insulin like growth factor 2 mRNA binding protein 3
Exons: 17
Coding region: 345-2099 (584 amino acids)
Biological process (GO): nervous system development; regulation of gene expression
Cellular component (GO): cytosol; nucleus; cytoplasm
Molecular function (GO): mRNA 3'-UTR binding
Source: RefSeq, a predicted model, not a curated record